Molecule: messenger RNA, 3042 nt
Organism: Branchiostoma floridae (Florida lancelet)
Lineage: Eukaryota; Metazoa; Chordata; Leptocardii; Amphioxiformes; Branchiostomatidae
Product: wee1-like protein kinase 1-A
Exons: 12
Coding region: 381-2084 (567 amino acids)
Biological process (GO): mitotic cell cycle; protein phosphorylation
Cellular component (GO): nucleus
Molecular function (GO): magnesium ion binding; ATP binding; non-membrane spanning protein tyrosine kinase activity
Source: RefSeq, a predicted model, not a curated record
AUUAACCGACGCGCGAAAUAUUAAUCGACAAGAGACGGUGUCAGCAAGUUUCGUGUUCAAAUUUGGGGCGGAUUUGUCACCUUUCGUGGCCAUCUGCUCGUAACUUCGCGAUCCUGAGGUUGCAACCUACCUUGGGAGCAUUUCCUCAACCAACUGACGGCGAUCUAAGAGGAGAUCUGAGAGAAUUUCGUCUUGAUCUUCGGAUUUUGUCGCCAUCGCCCCCCUCCCCACGUUGGGCGUGUUUUUUUCACCAUCACAUCGACGUCUGUGGCCGUCUGCGAAAAAUUUGUAACAACCCUUGAACAUACUUCGGAUAUUUUUGCUUAAGUUGAGCUUGUCGUGAGACGUUUUUGGACCUGGUUGGAACCUUACUGCACCUUAUGCCGUUGAAGCUGAGCUCGUGUGCGGGCGCGAUGGAUACAGACCCCGUGGCGCAAACGUUGGAUUUCGGAGACGGCAUGGGAAGUGACGGCGAACCGACCGAAGACUCCUUCGGCUCAUCCGGACUUUCCAGCCCGAGUUUCACAGGAUUCAGGAGUAAGGCUGAUCUUGACACCUCAGACAAGGAUGCUUCGCUGGACUUCUGGGACCCAGACCUCGCCAGUCCGACCCCUAACCCCAGCCCCGUCAAGCGUAGCGUACGGUUUGCGGCUUCGCCCGAGGCGAGUCCCAACACCAGCAGCAGUAGCGGUGACUGUUCACCUCCACACAAGUCUAUGCAGGAGCUGAGGUUAUUGGACACUCCCCGUACCCCUAAGACCCUCCUGCGCUCCCUGAGCAGCAGCGCGAGGAGGGCUCGGCGGAUCACCCCCACGGGACCCAGUAAACUGUUCGGCCUGAGCACCAGCGAACCGCGGCACAGGGUGAUGGAACGUCCCGCCGCCAACGUUAACCCUUUCACACCCGACAACAACAUGGUGACAAGGGCAACAGCUAAACGGAGACGACAAGACAGUGGGAUGUUAUCCGACGUUGAUGAGGAGUCUGAUGAAGAAAACCCAACCAAAAAAAUUGCUCUCCAUGACGCAAACGUGUCGCGGUACAACAUCGAGUUUCACGAGGUAGAGCGCAUCGGCUCCGGAGAGUUCGGCUCCGUGUACAAGUGCAUCAACCGCCUUGACGGCUGUCUGUACGCCAUCAAAAAGUCUAAAAAGCCAGUGGCUGGAUCAACAGAUGAACAAAAUGCAAUAAAGGAAGUUUACGCCCACGCAGUGCUCGGGAAACAUCCCCACGUGGUGAGAUACUACUCCGCAUGGGCAGAGGACGACCACAUGAUCAUACAGAACGAAUACUGCAAUGGCGGGAGUUUAGCAGACGACCUGACGGCCAAUCAGAAACACGGGAGACCGUUUAGCGAGUGCGAGCUGAAGGAAAUACUGGUACAGGUGGCGCAGGGGCUGAAGUACAUUCACAGUCAGAACCUGGUGCACAUGGACAUCAAACCUAGUAACAUUUUUGUGUGUAGAACAACGUCCAUUGUCGACACCUGUCAGGACGAGACCUGUCACAUCAACCAGAAGUUAGACAGGGGCAUGCACACAACCUUCAAAAUUGGUGAUCUCGGACAUGUGACCUCUACGUCACACCCCAAGGUCGAGGAGGGAGACUGUAGAUUCCUGGCCAAUGAGAUUCUUCAAGAGGACUAUACCAACCUCACCAAGGCAGAUGUGUUUUCGCUGGCCCUGACCAUUCACAGAAUAGGGAGCGGGGGUCCGCUGCCCAAAAACGGGGACGACUGGCACAGAAUACGGCAGGGGUACCUGCCACCCCUCCCACAGUGCUCAGAUGAGUUCAACCAGUUGCUCAGGUCCAUGGUGCACCCUGACCCCAAUUCCAGACCGUCAGCAGUAUCUAUUACCCAGCAUGCCCUGCUGUGUCCGACGGCUGGCAAGACGAAGGCACAGUUACACCGCGAGCUGAACGAAGAAAAGUUGAAGAAUGAACAGCUAGCCAGGCAACUAGAAGAGGUGAAGCACGAACACGAGGACGCACACACGCUCGGCAACACCAGGUUCAGACCAAUCAGGAAGAAGACGCUUGUCGGGAAGAAGUUCUCGCGUAGUCUUAGCGUAACCAUAUACUAGCCUCCCGUUAAGGAGAUUUAGAAACCUUAGAACAGUAGUUUUUAUAUUGAACUUUUGAACUGCCACAUUUAAGUAUUAUAUAGAAGGGAAAUAUGCACUAGUUGCAAAAACACGAGCCAGUAUUCUUCGGCAACUCAAAGAAACCUAGAAUCUCUCUACAAAAUUGUAGGAAUUUUGCAAGUUUUGAUUGUAGGAAUUCUGCAUUUUCAACUGUCUCUUUUGUUAACUGCCAUUACUGCCUUAAACUUAUAUUUCUAAUACUGACACUGUCUUUUAGGAUUAUUCUCUAUCGUUCGAAUCUAUAGGUUGUUCGAUAGUGCUGUACAUAGUAGCAUCUGAUAGUUUUACGUGCUAUAGCAACAGUGGACAUUCUUUGAAAAGAAGACAUCAUUUUUUACCAAGAAUAUCCACGACCAGAGAUUAUGACUAAGACUUCGCUAUAUAUUUUCAUACCACUGUUAAAAAGGCCUGGUAAAGGCAUUAUGUACUUAGUUUUUUAGGCAUAUGUUAUGUCCAUUUUUCUGUUGUUUGUAUAGUUCUGGUUUAUUUCUCUUAGCUAAUCUUAGUUUUAUUUGGAACAACUUGUUUUGAUAGAUACCCAUUUUAACCCAUGUAACAUCAUACAGACAUUAGAAUUGUUUAAAACUUCAUACUGUUGAAAAAAUACCUGUAACCAUGUUGUAUUGCCUGCAUUUUUAAUGUCUGUGUUGGGGUUAAGAUACUUUUUAGAUUGAAAACAGUGUUUUAGAUUUUGUGUAUCUGAUGAUCUACCGGUAGGAAAGAUUGCCUCACAAUAUAACAUCUGUACAAGUAUUUGCAAACAUGGUUUGCUUUCAAGAUCAUUUAGGGACACUCAAUUGUGGAAAAAGGAAAAAGAAUUGGGUAGUUUCAUUUAUCUUUUUUCUAAUCUAACUGACUUUUUAAGAAAUUUUUUUCGACCAUUAAAUUUUAAGCAAUA